UUUACCAUCGUCGACUUUGUAAAAUACAUUAACAUCCCUAACGAAUCCUCUUCGCGCUAUUCUCUUUCUCUUUUCCUAUGUGUGCACGACACCUGAGUUUGCCGCACAACCCGAGCACCGCUGUCACUGAUACCUCCGUUUCGUUGCGCACUUUCCGUAGAGUAACUUCUACACCCUCAUCCACUGGGUUGAGAGCUGAAAAGGCAUUGGUGGUAUUAGAGUUUGUGUAGCAAGUGUUUGAAGUGGGUGAAGGAAUGGACUUGGUGGUACCACAUACAUAGUUUUGUUCAUAUUAACACUUCCUCUGAGAAAGAUAUAGCACUUGUUCUGCAUUCAAUUUGGUGAGAGUAUAUAAUAUGGCCUGCAAAUUUCAGUUAUUUGGUCUGUCUGAUGGGGUUAUUGACUUUAGAAAACCUAAUGGGACUUGGAAUAGGCAGCAUUUGGGCUUUAGCGUGUUUGUUUGUUCAAAAUAUGGAAGUUCUGGUUUGAAAGGUAGUCUGCAACAUUCUGAAAGUUUUUCUAAAUGUGCUUUAAAUGGGGUGGAGUCCUCAGCAAGGGUCAAUAAUUCCCUGAAUUUUGAAGAAUCAGAGAUACGUCAUCUCCAUAGGUUGAUUAGAAAUGGGGAAUUGGAGGAAAGUUCUAAGUUUCUUGAGUAUUUGACUAAUAAGGGUAAGAUCCCUGAUGUCAUUGCUUGUACUGCUUUAAUCCGUGGGUUUUGCAAGAUUGGCAGGCCUAAGAAUGCAACUCGAAUCAUGGGAAUUCUGGAGGAGUCUGGAGCUGUUAUUGAUGUAACCUGUUACAAUGUUUUAAUCAGUAGUUAUUGCAAAUUAGGGGACACAGAAGAAGCCUUGUGGAUUUUGGAUCGCAUGAGUGUUGCUCCAAAUGCUGCUACAUAUGAUGCAAUUUUGUGUAGUUUGUGUUAUAGAGGGAAAUUGAAGCAAGCCAUGCAAGUACUUGACAGACAGAUGCAAAACAAGUCUUACCCAGAUAUAGUUACGUGCACUGUAUUGAUUGAUGCAGCUUGUAAAGAAAGUGGAGUUGGUCAGGCAAUGAAACUGUUCAAUGAGAUGAGGAGGAAAGGAUGCAAACCUGAUGUGAUUACUUAUAAUGUUCUUAUAAAAGGGAUUUGUUAUGAAGGUAGGUUGGAUGAAGCAAUUAGAUUUUUAAACAAAUUGCCAUCCUAUGGUUGUCAGCCUGAUGUAAUUUCCCAUAAUAUUGUAUUGCGUAGCUUGUGUAGCAGUGGAAGAUGGAUGGAUGCUAUGAAACUAAUGGCUAACAUGCUUCGUAAAGGGUGUUUCCCCAGUGUUGUUACUUUCAAUAUCUUGAUCAAUUUCUUGUGCCAAAAGGGCUUACUAGAUAAAGCCCUUAAUGUCUUGGAGAUGAUGCCAAAGCAUGGUCAUACUCUUAAUUCCAGAAGUUACAAUCCGUUGAUUCAAAGGUUGUGUAAUGAAAAAGGUAUUAAUAGAGCAAUUGAGUACUUGGAAAUAAUGGUAUCCAGGGGUUGUUACCCAGAUAUAGUGACCUAUAAUAUUUUGCUAACUGCACUAUGCAAAACUGGGAAGGCGGAUGAUGCAGUUGAGAUACUGAGGCAGCUAUGUUCCAAAGGGUGCUCUCCUUCUCUUGUUACAUACAAUACAGUAAUUGAUGGGCUUUUGAAGGUCGGAAAAACAGAGUGUGCCGUGGAACUCUUCGAAGAGAUGAACAGAAUAGGUCUUAAACCUGAUAUUAUUACUUACAAUAUAAUCAUUGACGGGCUUCUAAAGAUGGGGAAAGCCAAACUUGCUGUAGAGCUUUUGGAAGAGAUGUGCAGUAAGGGUCUUAAGCCCGAUCCAAUUACUUGCACUUCAGUAGUUGGAGGCCUAAGUCGUGAAGGAAAGGUUCACGAAGCUAUAAAUUUUUUCAAUUACAUGAAAAGGUUUGGAAUUAGACCAAAAGUAUUCAUUUACAACUCAAUUAUGAUGGCAUUAUGUAAAGCUCGGCAAACCAGUUGGGCCAUAGAUUUUCUGGCCGAUAUGGUGGCAAAAGGAUGUAAACCUACAGAGGCUACGUAUUCUAUUCUUGUAGAAGGCAUUAUUUAUGAAGGGUUGGCUGAGGAAGCUUUGGAGUUGUUGAAUGAAUUGAACGCCAGAGGACUUGUCCAGAAAAGUUUGGUUGAAAAAGUAAGAGUCGAUAUGUAGAAGAAAACAGGUUGGUUCAACUCGGCUACAUGGUUUGGUUGAUUCCCAUUCAGUUCUAUGAAGAACCAAAAUUUCAAUAAAACCAUUUGUGAAUAUUCCUUUAAAGCAGUGAGAUCCAAGAUACAACGCAGUUUUACAUUACAUUGAUUAUGGCCUUUCCUAGUUAUGCACUUAGAUUUUGCUGUCCCCUUCUUUUAGUGAGCACUGGUCAUUUGGAGCUUUAUAGAUUUUAACUUCUGUGAGUGAGGGUACGCAUGAUGGUAAAUUCCAAGUCAAUUCUGUAAGUCAGUAACUGCAGUUUUAUUCCAACAUAUUUAGUUAUAAAGUAUGUUUCAUCCUAUUUAAGCUUGAAUACUGGUGAGUUCAUGUUCUUUUGCUUUUUUUGGCCUCCAUGAAUAUGUUUUUAAAUUGAGUAAAUGCUAGCUUAGAAAACAGACAUACGAGUACUGCGCAUAAGGACUUAUCCCUGGUUUACUGUGCAAGUUCUCCCUAGUAUCAUAGGAACUUCUUGGAUAGAAAAUACAAAAGAGUAGAAGAAUUCAAAAGAAGAGAAAGGACAUGUAUUUAUGAGGGAAGGAAAUCUGCAAAUACAAUUACAAGGCAUGCCUUGCAUGCGCGUUAAUGUAUAUUGUUCCUUUAUUGUUAUCUUUCUCCUCUAGCAGAAUAAUAGUACGAAACAUUUGAGAUGGAGGCUAGUUCUUGUACUUUUUGCUGUUUGCAGUUGAGUUGAAGAAU
This is a messenger RNA of Vigna umbellata (rice bean), 2912 nucleotides long. RefSeq lists its product as uncharacterized. The record is from RefSeq and is a predicted model, not a curated record. Gene Ontology annotation, molecular function: protein binding. NCBI's taxonomy places the organism in Eukaryota, Viridiplantae, Streptophyta, Magnoliopsida, Fabales, Fabaceae.